This is a messenger RNA of Trypanosoma brucei brucei TREU927, 3072 nucleotides long. Its product is annotated as 6-phosphofructo-2-kinase/fructose-2,6-biphosphatase, putative. The record is from RefSeq and is a predicted model, not a curated record. Gene Ontology annotation, biological process: fructose 2,6-bisphosphate metabolic process; fructose metabolic process. Lineage: Eukaryota; Euglenozoa; Kinetoplastea; Trypanosomatida; Trypanosomatidae. The transcript has a single exon. The coding region runs from base 1 to 3072 and encodes 1023 amino acids. Gene Ontology annotation, molecular function: protein binding; ATP binding; 6-phosphofructo-2-kinase activity. Gene Ontology annotation, cellular component: cytosol.
AUGAAUCCACAAAAUCACGUUUGUUGCGCGUUGUCGGAAAAGUUGUUGGAAACGACCUCUAAAACAGCAACGACCGCAACAAAAAUAGGAGGAAGAGGAGGAGAAGAAGGAAAUGAGGCCGCGGCGGACUCCACCGAUGAGGGGAGACGACCGCCAUGUGAAGUUAUUUCAGUUACCCCUGGACGAAGAGGGAAAGAGGAAGAAGUGGAUGCGGCAGAGGGAAGAGGAGGACCUAUGGGAGUAGAUGUGAGAAGGAACCCGCCUUCUUCACAAGAUUCCAAUGAACAGGAAUGGGUUCAUAUUUAUGGCGCAAGUCCAUCACACAGGAGCCCCUCACUAAGGAGUAGCAGCCACGCCUCGCCGUUUUUGGCCAGUGGUGCGGCUUCAAGCGUGGGGGGAUGCGGGGUUUCAGAGUUUGGGGCGUCGUUACUGGGGAAUUUGGGCCAUGCAACCUCAGGGGAUAGCGAUGGUGUGUCCGUAGCCUCUUCACAGCAAUUGGGUAUGUGCAAACGUGGAAGGUUCAUGUCACUCCCUCUAGAAUCUUGUGUGCGGAAUGUUGGACGAGGACUAAGGAGUAAAGGAGAGGUGUUAUUGCCAAUAGACAAGAUGCCUCAUCACUCGCGGUGCCUAUCAUGCCCUGAGGAGGAUAUGUGCAAAUUCGAUGAACGCCGCGCGUCGCCUUCCUGCUGCCACAAGAGGAAGGGGUUACUAUUGCCCCAGCUCAGCAUUCCAGAUCCUAAUGAUCCAUUAGCGGCGCGUGAGAAGUGUCGCAACGCUCUCAUAGCCGAACUGCAGAGACGCAAGGGCUUCUUGCAGGUUCAACUCGGUUGGCUUCAACGUGAAGUCUCUGCGUGGAAUAUAUUUGCUCUUGUCCGCGCCUGUAAUUCAUCGGAGCUGCACUAUUUGCUAGAACGGAAACUAGUAGAUGUCAACCAACGGGAUUACAAUGGUUGCACCCCGCUUCACGUGGCGGCGCUCGGAGGAAACGAAUCCGUAGUGCGCGUUCUCAUAUCGUUUGGUGCCGACAUUACGGCAAUCGACAACACGGGUCGUACGCCGCUUGAUUGGGCUGCGGAGAACCGUCAUAGUGGUGUGUGCCGCCUUCUAGUGGCGGUGACGAAGCAUGCUCAGAUGAAAAAGGAGCAGCGACAUCAUCACGUUCAUUCAAGCCGUGGUAACGGCUCUAUUUCCCCAAAUUAUCACGGCACGCCCACAUGUGGCGCUGCGGCAACAGAAGGACCUUCAUGUGGUGGAAAUUCGCCAGCGAUGCCGUCCAUUUCACUUCCCAGCUGCAAAAAGGGAUCCGCGUCGCAGUCUACAGUGAAGGAUACGAAAGGGACGCGUGGAUGGGGAUCCAAGGCACCGCUGGCCGUGUCACCGGGCGAUAGCGUUCUCUUUUCCGCCCUCCCCCCUGAUAUGGUGGCACAAUACCGUGCGAGAGAUUGCUUGAACAGGGUGAGGGAUCAAGGGGCGGAAGGGAGAUUACCUAAUGCAGUGGACGACAUUGCCAACAUGUCCUCAAGUUAUACGACUGUGUCGGAUGCGGUUUCCCUCAUUGUUUGUAUGGUGGGGUUACCGGGACGGGGGAAGUCGUUUAUUGGCCGACGGAUCGCACGUUAUCUUAAUUGGAAGGGAGUUCCCUGUCGUGUGUUUAAUGUCGGGAACUACCGCCGUAGGCUCCUCGGUGUGGAGGGUACGUGCAGUGCAGAUUUCUAUGAUCCGCAAAAUUUGCAGGCGAAGCAAAUGCGUGACAAGGUGGCAACUCUUGCUUUUGGAGAUCUUAUUCAUUUUAUUGCCCACCAUCGGGUGGCCUGUGGCGUGUUUGACGCAACAAACACCACGAAGGCUCGCAGGAAGUAUUUGUUGGAGUGCUUGCAACAGGAAGCAAAGAAACACAACAUCAACUGUAGAGUAAUAUUCAUUGAGUCAGUGUGCAAUGAUUUAAACCUCAUCACAGAGAACAUACUACGUGCAAAGUGUGGUAAUGAUGACUUUAAGAAUGUCAAGGACGCGGGUGAGGUGAUCUCCGCAUUUUACUCUCGGAUUGCGGAGUAUGAAAAGGUGUACGAGCAGCUGGAUGCGGAUGAAGGCAUUAGUUUCAUUCGCAUUAUCAAUGCAAAGCAUCAUGUCAUUCUUCACAAGAUUCCCUGCGGACUAGCAAGUCUCAUCUCGUUCUUUUUAUUAAAUCUUCACCCUGUUGCUCAUCCCAUUUAUAUUGCGGUUCCCGGGGAAACCGUGGGUGACAGGAAACACAUAUACGGCGGGGAUGACCGCCUCACCCCUCUUGGUGAGAAGUUUGCGGAUGCCCUAAAGCGGUUUAUAUUGGAGCGGGAUGCACCCAACAUGGUCGUGCUUCACGGAACAAAUCCGAACGUUAUGAAUACACUGCGGCCACUGGAACAGGCUUUAGAGCCGGACAGCAGCGACGAUGGCAGCAGUUUCCCGAGGGGGGCUCGCGGAUGCGGCGGCUUUUGCGUGCCGCUGGCGGAGUUGCUUUGUCCACUUCCCGGUCUCGACAGAAUCAAUUUUGGGCGGUUUUGCGGUCGGACAGUUAAGCAGGUACGGAUCAGAUACUCAAAACUCUGCAAGCUUCUCUACGCAGGCUCGCCGAUGGGGAGUGGUUCCUAUAUCGCAGCGGAUGAUGAAGUUGCUGACCCUGGAAAAGAGAAGGCUCAGCAAGAGGAGCCACCGUUACUGGGGACGGCAGAAUGCGCAUCAGACGCUGCUAAUAUAUGUGCGGAGGGCCUUCGCCGCUUUCUCCAUGUUCCCAACGGGGCGGACCCUCGUCUUUCUUACUGCGUGCAGUUUCCCAACGGUGAGAGUUGCAGGCAGGUAAAUGUUCGGUUGGAGCCGGCACUUAUGGCCGUCAUGCGGGUGCGUGGUCCGGUGUUUGUUGUCGCCUCAUCCGUACCAGCGCAAGGGGUUCUCGCAUUCUUUGCUGAUGCGUUGCCUGAAAUGGCUCCAGCUUUGCGCCUCCCUUCACACGCUGUAGUAGAAAUUAGCGUGAAGGGUGAUAUAACCGUACACCAGCUGGUAAAGCCCUGUGACCGCCCACUGCAGCCGAGCGAAUGA